Messenger RNA from Quercus lobata, 936 nucleotides. RefSeq names its product Thioredoxin superfamily protein. Lineage: Eukaryota; Viridiplantae; Streptophyta; Magnoliopsida; Fagales; Fagaceae. The record is from RefSeq and is a predicted model, not a curated record. The coding region runs from base 189 to 812 and encodes 207 amino acids. Gene Ontology annotation, biological process: cell redox homeostasis. The transcript has 3 exons.
GUUUUUUCAUUGAUUUUAUUGUGUCUCUCAGUUUGAUUAAAAGCAGGGCAAGUCAAAAAUUGUUGAUUCAUUCUUUUGGGGGUUUGUACCAUUGUCCCCUUACUGUAUUCUUCAUUUCGGUAGUCUAUAUGGGUAACAGAUGAAGAGUCUUAAAGGUCCGUCAAUCUGAAAAAGGAAAAGUAGAGAAAAUGGGUCCUUCUUCCAAACAACCUUUAUUUUGCCUGAAAUGGCCAUGGGACACCCAACAAAAUCCUAAAAGUCCUAAUCUUUGCAUGUUUGACAGUCCUUGGAUAUUCAAGUCCUUGCAAAAUCUUGGGUCUGUUGCUUUCAAUCUCGUCACCUCUGUUUCAAAAUCCUCUUAUCCAUCGCUCAGUUCCAAUAAACCCUUCCAAUUUGAUGCUGGAACCAACCAAAGUAAGAGUUUGAAGUCCAGAAAGUUGAACUUGACUCCUGAAGAGCAAGCAGAGGCAGAGCAAACAGCAUUUGCUUCAGCCCUGGCAACUGGGAAAGAGGCUACUGUGAUUGAGUUCUACUCACCAAAAUGCAGGCUUUGCAAUUCAUUAGUUGAUUUUGUUUCAGAGGUGGAGGGUAGAAACUUAGAUUGGCUCAACAUUGUCAUGGCAGAUGCGGAAAAUGAAAAAUGGCUACCUGAGCUUCUUCAUUAUGAUAUUAAAUAUGUCCCAUGCUUUGUGUUGCUAGACCAAAAGGGAAGGGCACUAGCAAAGUCAGGUGUUCCAAGUAGUCGGCUACAUGUAAUAGCAGGUGUCUCCCAUCUUCUCAAAAUAAAGCGUCCCCUGAAAACUAAUCGCUAGAUUAAUAUUGUACCCACUUGAACAAAAACUAGUGUAUCAUUGUGGUAAGUUUAUAUGCAGGAUGUUUUUAAUCACAAUGGAUUAGAUUUAAUUUUAAUAGAUGUUUCCAAGUCAUUUGCAUAAA